CCAGCACCUUCUUCAGCUCUACUCAUUAUUGAUUACUUCUUACGUUGUGGAUCUCCAGCAUCUCGUCUAAGUACGUUUUUACGACAAGGAAAGAUAUUUAAACCGCUAUAUUGGCGUUGACGAGAUUGUCAUCUCGAUUUCAUUUUAUGUCGAAUGCGAUAAAUGUGAAUGAAAUUGUCACCACUGUUAUCAUCGAAGAAUGAAAAAUGGAAGCCCGUGAGGAUGGAGGAUUUCCUGGUGCUAAGCGACCUGCAGCGACAGCGAGUGCGAAAGUAGCCAGUGUUGGGAAUUUAGUGACCGCAGGAGUACUUCCUAUGACAGCACGCGGAACUACAAUGACAGCAGGAGGGGGCUCCGGUAGUAUAUCUCUGGCAGGACCAACUUCAGCAGGUGUCGAUCCCGCACAACUCUCGAUGACUAUGGUGGACGCAGGAGGAGACUGCGACGAGGUGGAUCAUGCGCCAGAAGUUGGCAGCAAAGUGAGGAAACGAGAUCCAGCCGCAAUGAAAAGCAGCAAAGCCGCAGAAACGUUAGGGUCGAAGUCCUCUUCAACAACCUCAACGGCAAAAGCGGGAGAAAAAGUGCAAUUCGCAUUGCCACCUGGUAUUGAUAGCGUAGCCUUCGCGGCGAAGUUCAGGGAGCUAUUCUCUUCGUUCGGCGCACCGCCCACAGGAGUCGCGGGUCCAUCCGUUUCGGCUGCAGCGCCGUCUUCAUCUACAGUGCACAAUUCCACGUCAACCUCAACGGAAACGACAGAAUCAUCAACAGAAGCUGUUACAAUCGAAAACAAAAAACUUUUGGAUUUACAACGCCUCCUAGUCGAUAACAAAGAGCUCUUGCAGGAAGCAGGAUUCUCCCUAAGCAGUCCAAGCUCUGUAGUUCCAGUGGCGUCCGCGGCGAAGCCACCUCCACUUAUGAUCUUCUGUCAGCAAAACCUAGAGCAAAGGUAGAAGGCCUAUAAAGUGUAAGUAGCAUGAAAGGACCUUUCAGAAAAGUAGGAGGAUGACCACACCUUCCGCUUUGUCAGCUGGUACACGCCAACGAACUCUUUCUCUUGGUGAUAUUACAUCCUCGUUGUUUACCUUCAUCUAGUAUGCCGCUUUGGAUGCCAAAAUAUUUAGAAGAAUCGGAAUCCCCUACUGGUACUGCUCUCCUGUUGCUUUCAUUGUCUUACUCGACGUAGCCGCGGCUCCGUUGCUAAGCCAGAUUAGUGUGACUGCGCAAAAGCAAGAGAACAGCGUUUUUGGCCAGAUCUCCAAAUCUGUGGUCAAAAUCUACAAUACAAGUGCCUCUUACGACUACGAUAACCCGUGGAGCGCGCCAAAACAGGGACAAGGGCACGGAUCCGGCUUUAUCAUCUCCAAGAACAGAAUCGUCACAAACGCACACGUGGUCAGCAACACUACCUUUAUCCAAGUUCGAAAGGCGGGUACCAGUAAGAAAUUUCCCGCGAAGCUGCGGAGGAUCUUGCACUCAGUGGACCUGGCGCUCCUAGAACUCGAUGCGGAAGCCAUUGCAACUGGAAACACCAAGAAACCGUCGAAAAGCAAAGCUGUUACAGCGGCUGCAGCAGCGCAAAGAGCUCCUAGUCAAGUAGAACCUUCUGGGACUCCUGGGACUGGGUUAACAGGUAAUAUAAUUGAUCCCGUUUUGGAAAAGAAGAAGGAGAAAGCCAUAGAAGAUUUCUUUCGGGGCACGAUUGCUCUGGAAUUUGGCGAAACGCCGCGCGUUGGAGACGAAGUUUUUGCUUAUGGUUUCCCCUGGGGUGGGGAAGAAAUGAGCCUUACCAAAGGCGUCGUCUCCCGUGUGGAGAUGAAUGAAGCUGCGCACGGCUCCGGAAGUGAAGUGCUAUCCUGCGACAUGGAUACGGCGAUAGUCGGCGGAAAUUCAGGUGGUCCAGUCAUCGGUGGUCACGGGAGCACCCUCGUUGUGGGAGUCGUUUUCCAAGGGUAUCUACUUCACUACACAACAUCAUGAUAUUGAUAUCGUUGCGACUACCUUCUACUUACUUCUUCAUUUUCAUAAGCGUAUUCUCUCUCAGUCUCAGAAAUCUUGGUGGCCGAUGUAAACAGUGAAGACUGGCGCACUAUCUCCUACGAUGUUCAUCAACGAUAACUGUACCAACAACAUGUACUUCUUGUCCUCGUAUGAUGAAGCUAGUACUCUAAUAUAUAAAACUAAACAAGAACGGUGGUCGAUGAGUAUGAGAUAAGACCUUGUUCAUCUGAACUUCGACAAUACAACCCAGAUACGACUCAAAGCCUGGUGGCUACAUGAUCGCGGUCGAGGUGUUGAAGCGCGUGGUUGAACUGGAUGACGAGGGGCGAAGCCUGAUCACUCCGUCGACAGGUAUCACUGCCCAGAAGUUGGAGAACAGGUCUCUAAGGCGCGCAUUGGGCCUCGACGAGCGAACUACGGAGGAUGCUAUGUCUCCGAAACGAGGCGCGAAAGAAGGGACGGAAGAUGAAAAUGCUGCAUCGGCAAUGGACGACGUGCGCUCUGUAGAAUCUCCGAACGAAAAAGGGGGGUCAACUCAUCAACAGGGGAACGAAGGAAAAGCCAUGACUUCACCGCUGACCGCAGUUGUAGAGGGGACAAAAAAUGUUGUUGAGGAAAAUCAAAAUCUUGCGGAGGAUGAUACGAAUUGCGAUGGUCAACCAGCAGCCACAACUGAGAUUGUGAAAGCGAAGGAUGGCACUCCCAUCGCAGUCACGCGUGUAGCAGCAAAAGGAGAAGGCGCGAUCGAAGUUAAGGCUACUUGUUCCAGUUUGGUGAUGCUCAAAGAAAUUCAGAACUCUUUUAUAAGUAACCCAAAGAAUAACUGGCUGAACAAGCUGGUGAGAGCAGCUCCUCUCCAGAUUGAUAUGAUCGACAGCACGCAUAAUCCAUAAUGUUAGUUCGCGUCAGAUGAAUUAUUCUACCUCAGUUCCUCGCCGUCUUCUAAUCCUAGUGGCAUCAUGAUUUGUCGCGUAGGCGACUACUCGCCGUUGAGCAAUAUUUUGCUGCCGAACGACGUUCUCCUUCAGAUCGAAAAGUAUGAGAUCGGUGAGAACGGAACAAUCGAACUGCGACCAGGCGAGCGUACUCGAUGGACGCAUGCAUGCUACACCGGGAAAACCAUAGGCGAAUCGAUUUUCUUCAAGUGGUUUAGAAAUGGUAUUCGUUGUUGCAUUGGACUAUACUAUUACUAUCACUAGUAAGUUGUACUUGUAUCAUCUUCUAUCUAAGAACCUGGUAGAGUUUGUUCAGGGCUUCGCUUUUCGUUGUUGCACAUUUUUUACUACUACCACACGCACACGCUUGAAUAACUAGUAUCUUGUCAACAAUAAAAAUCAAAGGUAAUUUCUAUUCCGGAACGGUUCCGUUAACAGUGACACCGGGGGAUGUGAAAUAUGCUAUCGAAUAUCUCUACGACGUGAGACCGCAGUUUGUUUUGAGAGGCGGUGCUGUAUUUCAGCCGCUCACCCGGAACCUGUGUAUGAAAGGCGCUGGCGUGCGUCCGCGUAUCAAAGCACUCAUGUACGACUACCGGACGCGGGACAACCAUGACUUCGUCGUUUUGACGAAGGUGCUUCAGGCGGACCUGACCGCGGGGUACGACCGGGUCCGAUACAUGAUAGUUGAGCGGAUUAAUGGAGAAGAAAUACGAACGCUGCAAGAUGUCGUGAAGGCGUUCGACGGACGAGAACCACAUCAAGCACAAGCAGCAAGUCUAGAGCUAGAGGAAGAAGCUGAUGAGGCAGGUUCGUUAACACCACGUAGUGCCUUUCGACAAGCCCUUCGGCAUAAAAAAGACGCAACUACAUCAUCUACAUCCAGUUCUAGUACUAACACUAGUACAACCAGCACAACCACAACAGCUGGAGCAGGAGAGGGGGCCGGCGCCAGUGCUGGAGCAGAAAAGAGCACAGGCGCGGACGAGACUCCCCUUCGGGGCAACAGCUCCGAAAGAACCUAUACGAUAGUUAUGUCGAGCAACCUUGUUCAUGGGAAAAUGGAUAGAGAAGGAAUAUACAAAAUGAAAGUUUUACUUUUAGCGUCCAAGGUGUAACAAGUUGGACCUCCUACAACUAGCCAAUUAUACAUUUACUUUUCACGAACACGACCGUCGUUCGAUUUGGUCGAGACUCCAGUAUAUGUAUAUCAAAGUACAACCCCUAAAAAACAGUCUAUGAUAUAGAUCUAGUGGCCCACCACAUUUUUUAUCGCACAACUUCUAAAGCUGAGCUGGAAAACGGACAGGCAGUGGUUCUGAUUUCCUCGAGCUUAGCUGAAGAUACAAAGAAGAUCGCUGCGACGUACCACGUGCCUCUCUUAGAGCAUCUUGCAUCAUAA
This is a messenger RNA of Amoebophrya sp. A25, 4335 nucleotides long. The record is from the annotation of a GenBank genome assembly. NCBI's taxonomy places the organism in Eukaryota, Dinophyceae, Syndiniales, Amoebophryaceae.